Messenger RNA from Limulus polyphemus (Atlantic horseshoe crab), 594 nucleotides. Its product is annotated as cyclin-dependent kinases regulatory subunit-like. The transcript is spliced from 3 exons. Lineage: Eukaryota; Metazoa; Arthropoda; Merostomata; Xiphosura; Limulidae. Gene Ontology annotation, cellular component: SCF ubiquitin ligase complex; cyclin-dependent protein kinase holoenzyme complex. The record is from RefSeq and is a predicted model, not a curated record. Gene Ontology annotation, molecular function: histone binding; ubiquitin binding; cyclin-dependent protein serine/threonine kinase activator activity. Bases 130 to 399 code for a protein of 89 amino acids. Gene Ontology annotation, biological process: regulation of mitotic cell cycle.
UAAACAAACUAGGUGAACGCUCGUGCUUGUAACUGGAAUUUGGAAAUAAAUGCUACUUACGAUACAAGUUUUUAACAGUAACAUACCUUAUUGUAAAAAGUAACAAUAAAAUAGGAUUGAUCAAGAACUAUGUCUCGAAAAAAUAUUUAUUAUUCUGAUAAAUAUUAUGAUGACAAAUACGAAUACAGACAUGUGAUGCUUCCAAAGGACAUAGCCAAACUUGUUCCAAAAACUCGCUUAAUGUCUGAGACUGAAUGGAGAAGUCUGGGUGUUCAACAGAGUCAAGGGUGGAUUCACUAUAUGAUGCAUGAACCAGAACCUCACAUACUUUUAUUUAGAAGACCAAUUACAGGGGAUGUGGUCCCCUCACAAGAGGAGCAGAUGAAAGAAGAAAUGUAGCUUUUACUGGAAUAGUUCUUUAUCUUCAAAAUGAAUUGAUUGUAAAUAGCUGAAUUUUUACAUAUUUUUGUAAUCCAAUUCAGCACAGUUUGUACAUAACCCUGAGUUUGUUGUAAUUCUGGAAGGUUAUCUUUAUGUGUAACUUUCUGUCUAGGGAUUUCUUUAUUUUUCUUUCAAAAAUAAAAGUUUAAAAAA